Eurytemora carolleeae is the source of this 2941-nucleotide messenger RNA. RefSeq lists its product as uncharacterized. Gene Ontology annotation, biological process: cytoplasmic microtubule organization. NCBI's taxonomy places the organism in Eukaryota, Metazoa, Arthropoda, Copepoda, Calanoida, Temoridae. Bases 294 to 2177 code for a protein of 627 amino acids. The transcript is spliced from 5 exons. Gene Ontology annotation, cellular component: nucleus; microtubule plus-end; cytoplasm. Gene Ontology annotation, molecular function: microtubule plus-end binding. The record is from RefSeq and is a predicted model, not a curated record.
UUGCAAAGCUAAAUCUUAUUUUGGUGAAGAACCCUUAAAGUUAGUUUAUCCAAGUGCAGAUUGAAGGAUUUGGAAGCUUGAAAAAAUAUGUCGGGGAAAUCUUUGUUUUUUGCGUUCUAUCCGCCUACACUAUACUAGAGGGUUGAACUCCAGGCUGUAUAUACAGGCAGUAGGUUACCUGCCGGCUCCAAACACACAUACAUCCAUACUUAGUGACGUAGUAGACAAUUCGUGGGCGGACAAUUAGAUCAGGCUCAAGAUAGAUAGAUAGGGAGCUAGUGAAAGGUUUAAAAAUGUCUCGGGAUUAUCCAGACCCUGAUAUGCAGAACCUACUCAAUGCUGCACGCAGAUACUCAAACUCAACCCAGAGCAGUUCUCCUAAACCCUUCUCUAGACCUGGAGUAAGACCGGAGCAGGAGCAUAGAGGAUCCUUAGGGAGUUCUAGACCUAGCUCAAGAACGGAUCUGGAGUUGAAAUCUGCAUUCGGAAACUCUCGUCCUAGUUCCAGGUCUGAGCUACUCAUGGAGAGCAAACGUCCGUCCCAGGUUGAUAAUCUUAUCAUGGAGGAACAGAAACGUCGUUUUUCGGAGGCCGGGGUCAAUCGGCGUCCGUCGGCCGCUCAGGUUCUCACUGAGGACACAGAUUCAUUUAUUAUCGGGCAGCGGGUUUAUGUGGAUGGUGUUAAACCAGGCAGAAUUCAGUUUAUUGGAGAAACUAAGUUUGGACCAGGGGAAUGGGCUGGAGUAUUCUUAGACGAACCAAUAGGUAAAAAUGAUGGAUCUGUAAUGAGCACAAGAUAUUUUACAUGUGAGCCGAGACACGGAGUUUUCAGCAGAUUGUUCAGAUUAACAAGGGACCCAAUAGAGGGGGCACAAGAGAUACUGAAUCAGUGUAGAAGGUUUGGAUAUGAGAUCGUGGACAUGCCAUCUGACCGACGAGGUAGCUUCAACAGUGGAUCAAGAAGAGGCAGCAUUGAUCGAGGUUCACUAAGCCCUAUGAGGAGCUCAACGCCAGAGUCUCGGAGUCCUCGGAGAACCCCUGAACCCUACUCCAGAGCAAGUCCAGAGACAAGAAGAGGAAGCAUUGGUUUAGUUGACAGAAGAAGUAGUUUCGGAGAACGGCACAACAAUCUUGGAAUUCCAAGUAGAAAAUUCACACCGGGUAAAUCACCUCUUGCCUCACCAAGCAAUAAUAUCACAACUUAUAGAGAAAUAAAGAUAGAACGGGACCCGGAUAUUGAAAGGUUGGCAAAUGAAGCUCGCCGGCUGUCAAUGGGUGGAAACCUGAUGGAACGGCGGGGGUCUAAUGCUGUUGAUGUCCAGAAUCUUAAUCGGCGAGCUUCUGAAAAUCGACUUGGAGUAUCUCCUGGCAGACCAACUGCUGUUUCGCCCAGACUUGGAUUUAACAGACGUCAAUCAGAGCAUUUAACAGAUAAUGGUCGGCGAAGUUCUGAGUCAAGCAACACUGGCAGAUCAAGUCCAAUGGCUCCCAAUCAUAUAUGCAACAGCUCCAAACCUCCAAGUUUCUCCAGGAAACAGUCAGAGUACUUGACAGAAGGCAGAAGGGGUUCUUACAGUGAUCCCACCCACAGCAGUAUGGCGAAGCGAGAUAGUAGUCUUACAAGACGGGGUUCAGGGGCAGGAUUUGAGAAGCAUGGAUCUAAUGCUGACUUUAACAGCUUACCCCGUCGCAGAGGCUCUUCAGCCAACUACUCUGGGUAUGAUAGUCUACCAAGACGGGGUUCUAACGCAGGCCUCUCUGGAUAUGAUAGUUUACCUCGUAGGGGUUCUCAAGCAGGAUUGGAAAGAGAUAGACGUUCCUCCUCAGCUCAGAGGACUUCAGAGGAGGAUGCAGAGCUGCAACGAAGAAGGUUAUCUGAGGCAGGGCUUCGUCGUCCCUCUGCUACUGAUAUUGUUCUAAACAACAACACAGACGCACUAAUGGUGGGUCAGGAGGUUUGGGUUGACGGUACUAAGAAGGGACGCAUUGCCUACAUAGGAACAGUACACUUUGCCAAGGGUGAGAUGGCUGGAAUUCAUUUGGACCAACCAAUAGGGAAAAACAACGGAACCAUCAGCGGUCGACUUUAUUUCCAGACAGAACCCAAACAUGGUCUGUUUUCCCGCCUGCACCGUCUAGCUCUAUACCCCCUUCCCGAUAAUGGUUACGAGGAGUAAGGUGAAGAACAAUUGCAUAUUUCAAAUCUCUAGAAGUCUGAAAAGAUUUAUAAGAUAUUCAAAUUUAAAACAUUUUUGUCGAGUAUGAACGUGAAGGUAUCCUGCACCAGGUGUGCACAGUGCACACUUUUUGCGUAUUGAAAAUGUAAAAUUUUGCGCGCAAAAAGCACGGAUUGUCCAUGCUCUAUCACGUCUAACCAGUGUGAGUGCUGUAUAACAAUCUUUAGUAUUGACUUUAUGUUAAAUGAUGCCAAUCAGAGCCAAACCUAACUAAUCAAUUUACAGAAGAGGUGUCCUAAAAUAAAUACCGAUUUUUAAAAGUUCAAAAAUUUAUAAACAUUUUAAAGAUUCUUUUCUUAAACCCAAAAUUAAUGUGUCAUCAAAAUGAAAUUACAACUGAAAAUUGAAUUAUUCACUUUUAAAUACGGAUUUUAUUUUGAAACACCCUAUAUCUAUAUGUAUUCUCUUGGAGAAGCUUAUCAUGCUAAAUCUUACAUUCAAACACUUCUCUUAGUCAACACCAAACUAAAACAAACCUCAGUUUAAAAAAAACAUGACAAAUUUACUUUUUUAUGGUGACACUAAUGAAAACAAAUUGGUACAAACAUUUAUUUAUCCUUAAGCUUAAUAUUAUUCAAUUAAUCCAUUGCUACUGUAUUUAUACUUUAAAAGAUAUUUAAAGUUUUGCCUGAAGGACCUCGAAAAAGAUGCGCCACGUCUAGCCCCCAUCCCCCAAAUUCAAAUUUGGAGGGGCAUCAAUCAAU